Molecule: messenger RNA, 3617 nt
Organism: Grus americana (Whooping crane)
Lineage: Eukaryota; Metazoa; Chordata; Aves; Gruiformes; Gruidae
Gene: FGF10
Product: fibroblast growth factor 10
Exons: 4
Coding region: 910-1548 (212 amino acids)
Biological process (GO): animal organ morphogenesis; positive regulation of protein phosphorylation; secretion by lung epithelial cell involved in lung growth
Cellular component (GO): cytoplasm
Molecular function (GO): chemoattractant activity; growth factor activity; type 2 fibroblast growth factor receptor binding
Source: RefSeq, a predicted model, not a curated record
CCAAGCCAUGCUGGUGGCCGGCGCUCCGAGAAGAACGCUUUAGGAGCAAUUAGCAGCGAGCCGAAGGCGGUGGCGGCGGCUGCCGCUGCAGCUCGGGAGGAAGCGAGGGCAGCUCCCGAGGCUCCCUCCGCGGCAGGCACCGCUCGCUCCAGCUGCAAAAGGGUUUCAGAUGUCCCACCGCUGCUUGACCCACUGCAAAUAAGGGUUGACCACCAGAGGCACAUCCCACCUCUGACUUGUAAUCGCUGACAUUUAGGCUACAGCUUCCAACCUGUUUACAACCAAAGGGGGAGGGAAAGGAAGGGAAGGGAGUGAGACAAAUUGGGAUUUUUCCCUCUCUCUUUCUGGAUUUUUAAUACUGUUCUGGAGAAUUCAAAGCAAAACAAAGAAACUGCCUCCUCUGGGGUUGUCAGUGAGAAAGGACGAGUUGUGCAACUGGUUUGGGAUUUGCAAAAAGGCAAGGGGGUGGGGAUCAGAAGAAGGUGCAAAGCCACAAAGUGUGAGUGCGUGUGUGUGUGUGUGUAAAGGGGUAUGUGUGAAAAAUCCCUUCCAGCACCCCUUUCCGCUGGUUGUUAUUUAUUUUUUGUUGUUGUUGUUGUUCACUUUGCUGUCAUCUAUUUUUCAGACCUUUCUGCAUCUAAGAUGGUGAAGAAAGGAGUGAGGAAGAGAACAAAAUAACUACUGUGAAGUCUCAAAGCAGGACUCGAAGGAUUAAAAGGCAGCAACUUCUGAGGCGAUUUGUCCCCUGAGUUAUGGAUGUUGGUGCACUUACUUCAGGCCAGAUCACAGCUCAGAGGGAUCUAACCAGAAGCAGCAACCACCGGCUCUCCACUUGCCUUUUACCAGGUUUUACCCUUCCAGUAUGUUUCAUUUGAUAAGACAUUUUCCAGCGCCCAGAGUUUCAGUACAAUGUGCAAAUGGAUACUGACAAAUGGUGCCUCAGCCUUUUCCCACCUGCCUUGUUGCUGCUUGCUGCUGCUCUUCUUGGUGUCUUCUGUGCCUGUCACCUGCCAUGACCUCGGCCAGGACAUGCUGUCCCCGGAGGCCGCCAACUCUUCUUCUUCAUCAUCCUCCUCCUUCCCCUCGUCCUUCUCCUCUCCUUCCAGUGCGGGGAGACACGUGCGGAGCUACAAUCACCUCCAAGGAGACGUGCGCAAGAGGAAGCUCUACUCUUACAACAAGUACUUUCUCAAGAUCGAGAAGAACGGCAAGGUCAGCGGCACCAAGAAGGAGAACUGCCCCUUCAGCAUAUUGGAGAUAACAUCUGUGGAAAUUGGAGUUGUGGCAGUUAAGUCCAUUAAGAGCAACUAUUAUUUAGCCAUGAACAAGAAAGGAAAAGUCUACGGCUCUAAGGAGUUUAACAGUGAUUGCAAAUUGAAGGAAAGAAUAGAAGAAAAUGGAUAUAACACUUACGCAUCCUUAAAUUGGAAGCACAAUGGAAGGCAAAUGUUUGUGGCCCUGAAUGGAAGGGGAGCCACAAAGAGAGGACAGAAAACAAGAAGGAAAAACACUUCAGCUCACUUUCUUCCAAUGGUAGUAAUGUCAUAGAUAAAGGAACUAUUUUAUCGAUGCGGUUGAACCAAAGGCUCUUAUGUCAAGAAUAUUUGGUAAUCCUCUUGAAGAGUAAAUGCAAAGAAAUAGUGCAGACAUCUGCUUAUUUGAAAAGAGCGCAGGGGAAGCCUUUGAAGGUUUUGUACUUAUUGCUGGCACAUGAAAUACUUUUAUUUAGUUCGGUGUCAUAUCGUAUAAUCAAGAUAGAAGCUGGAUCAAAUGGGAUGGAAGUUAUUGCCAGUGUGAACUUUUUUUUUUUUUUAUCUCUGCAAUGGAAUUUAGGGGAUGAGACAAUCUGUUGAAUGAUUUUCAUGGGGAAAGUUAUUUAUGGAAUACUAACUCCUAUCAAAGAACUUAAUUACUCGUUCAAGCCUAAUGAUCCAAUGAACAGUUAGACACACAAGCAUUUACUGGAAGCACUUGGGUCAUAUGCACAAGCAAUGGCAUUUCUGGAGAAGCCUUGUGGAAGAAUGGAUAGGAUAAGGAAUAUAAGCAAAGUAGUGUAAAACUGUUCUAACAAAACAAAUAGUAUGGUUUGCUUGUAUGUUCUAACUUCAUUUCUUUUGAUUUCUAAGUUAUUUAUUUAAUAGGAUGUUAAAUAUCUUUUUGAUUUGAAUUGUUUUCCUCAUUUGCUUCUUUGUUAUUUUCCCUUUUUCUCAGUACUUCACACAGAGGUUGAUAGGCUAAAAUGUCAAAACCUCAGAAGUACUCUGAGAAUAGGUAUUAUACAAGGCUUUAAAGGCAGAAUUUAAUGUGUAUAAUCCGUUUUUUUCCUAAACUGUCUUGCACUUAAGCAAAAAGACCAAACAAGCAGUGCUUGGAUUUAUGGAAUUGGGUGUCCUUAUGUUGGAGAAAUUUUUUUACUUAUCAGCACUCAAGAACAAACGUCAAGAAAUACUUUGUUCGAAGGGUCUUUCUGCUAUUCUGAAAUUGAGAGAAGGGGCCACAUCUGUACUUGGGUGUCAAUGCAUCCGUAUGUGUAUAUUCAUCUGACUUUGAUUUCAAUUUGGAACUAAGAUCUAAUGCAUUGCAAUCAGUGUGAUAUUCUGCAGCAAGCAUUGGGCUGGAACCUAGAUGUGGACAGACCUGUUAAAGUCACUGAGAUUGCAAAUGUUAAAAUUGAACACUGUGUAAUUCCCAAGUGUAAAAUUUGGCCUCUGAACAGUAAGUAAGAAGGCAACACAGUCCUGCACUCUUUAUUCAGUUAAUACACCCAUUCAGCACAUUUGUCCUUGUUACGAGCUUGUAGAACCAUGGGGAUAUAGUGAGAACAAUACCUAAGUAAGGACUGAGGGACAGAAGAUCCAAAAUCAUGCUCAUGCAUUUAUCAGAGACUAUUACUCACAUGUAUAUGAUAUAUGAGAGCCAACCAAAAAAACUGUGCUGGUAUUCAGCUUUAGCAUGCCUUUCAUAUCCAUCAUAGUAACUGAAGGCUCAAAAUACAUAAUAUCCAGCACGUUUUUAUGAAGUGUUACUAGUCCCAUGGCUUAACUUGAGCAACUGCCGUAUAACAAAGUUAAGCAUAAUAUGAAGUCUGUUCAAUUAAAGGUACAUAAGGUUUGUUUUAUGUUUUGCUUUACUCUGUAAUUUUAGAGAGCUCUGGAUAGCUCACCAAUGUAACCAUAUUGAGACUCAUUUUGUUAGAGCAGAUAAAUAGAAAACAAUACAUCAAACAAUUUGUACCACUGUUUUCACAUUGUAUUCCACUAAGUAAAUAAAUAAGCCUUUGCAGUGUCUUUAGUAAGAAACAAAAGUAGUAUAAUAUUAUUUUGUUCUAAAUACUUUAAGUGAUAACUAUGAGAUUAUAUUGAUGCUGCAGUUUUAUCUUCAAUAUUUCUUGUUGUGAAAAAGUUGGUUUUAUUUUUAUUGUUUGGAAACUGUAUUUUGGUACAAAGAAGAGCCUUGCUUAAUGUGUCUUUUUGAGAAUGUUUAACCUCUAUAAAGGCUGGUGGUGUUGGAAUCUUCUGUAACUUAUUUAAGUCAAUGUUUAACCAGCACUUCAAUCUUAAUCUGUUAUUUAAAUAUUAGCUGUUAAAAAAAAAAUAGCUUUCCCAUAAAAUACAAAA